Molecule: messenger RNA, 1584 nt
Organism: Leishmania braziliensis MHOM/BR/75/M2904
Lineage: Eukaryota; Euglenozoa; Kinetoplastea; Trypanosomatida; Trypanosomatidae
Product: putative DEAD box RNA helicase
Exons: 1
Coding region: 1-1584 (527 amino acids)
Molecular function (GO): ATP binding; nucleic acid binding; RNA helicase activity
Source: RefSeq, a predicted model, not a curated record
AUGCCGUCAGCACGACGAAAGCUCACCGAGGCGAUACGCGAAGAUGAGGGCGGAGACGAUGGCGAAAGUAGAGCGUCUAUGGUAGCUCGAAACACCUCUAGUGCCAAGCAUCAAAGCCUCGGCUCCGACCUCUUGGAUAACGAGGAGUUCAAGACAAAGACAUUCAAGGACCUCGGUCUGUGCCGCGAGCUAUGCAUGGCAUGUGCCGAGGCUGGCUGGCAGCACCCGACUCGUAUUCAGGCCUCCACCAUCACCGUCGUCGCCGAGGGCCGCGAUCUCAUUGGUGUGGCGCAGACUGGGAGCGGCAAAACGGGUGCCUAUGCACUGCCCCUGGUGAACUGGCUGCUGACCCAGCCGAAGACGCCGUACCUCUCCGUCCUCGUGAUGGUGCCCACGCGUGAGUUGGCGCAGCAGGUGACAGCUCAGUUUUUGCUGCUGGGCCGAAGCGUGGGACUGCGUGUGGCGACGCUGGUGGGUGGUGCAGACAUGGUUGAGCAGGCCUGUGAGCUGAGCAAGCGGCCGCAUGUCAUCGUCGGAACCCCUGGUCGUGUGAAGGACCACCUCAGCAACACGAAGGGCUUCAAGCUCGUGAAGCUGCACGCCUUGGUGCUGGACGAGGCGGACAAGAUGCUCGAUAUGGAUUACGAGAAAGAGAUCGAUGCCAUUCUGGAGCAGCUGCCGCAGGACCGCCGCACAAUGCUAUUCUCCGCUACACUAAGCACCAAGGUUGACCGUCUCCAGAAAGCAUCGCUUCGGGACCCGGUGCUCCUGCAGGUGCACCGCAAGAACACCACUGUGGACACGCUCAAGCAGUACUACAUCUUUGCUCCGUUUGCGCAGAUGCUCUCCUACCUGCAUCUCUUUCUAACAAAGGAGACAGGCAACCACAUCCUCAUUUUUUGUCGAAGCGCUGCACUGGUGCAUAGGAUUACACUGGCGCUCCGCACCUUGGGGCACCGCGCGUUGCCUUUGAUGGGUCGCAUGGACCAAAGUAACCGCAACAUUGCGCUCACCAAGUUCAAGGAGGGCAAGGUGCGGAUGCUGAUUUGCACCGAUGUUGCGCAGCGUGGUCUGGACAUACCGCACACGGACGUUGUCGUGAAUUUCUCGCUGCCUGAUCACGUCGAGGACUACAUCCACCGCGUGGGUCGUACAGCUCGCGCUGGGGCUGAGGGCAAAGCCGUUAACCUCAUUAGCCAGUACGACAUUGUGCUGCUGCAGAAGAUUGAGCAGCAAACGGGCGUCAAGUGCGUCGAGUACCCCUCCCUCCCGGAGAGCGAGGUGCAGCUGGUGCUUCAGCGUGUUGAGGAUGCAGAGCAGGAAGCCAUACGCGAAAUCCGCGAGGAUGCUGGGGAGAGGAACUUGGAGAAAGAGUCGCGGCAGCUGACGACAGCGCGGAAAGGCAAGCGAGACCGUGGCGACACUGACAUGGGCUACGAUGAUGCCAAGCACGGUACGAGCGACUUUGCAACGCUGCGCAUGCGUCGCGAACACGAGUCCAUCUUCGAGAUGACUAAAAAGGAACAACACAGGUCUCUGUGGGCGAAACGACGGGAGGCAAAGAAGCACGCGAAAUCUCGAUAG